This is a messenger RNA of Ananas comosus (pineapple), 1646 nucleotides long. Its product is annotated as 2-carboxy-1,4-naphthoquinone phytyltransferase, chloroplastic. Bases 181 to 1293 code for a protein of 370 amino acids. The record is from RefSeq and is a predicted model, not a curated record. Gene Ontology annotation, molecular function: prenyltransferase activity. Gene Ontology annotation, biological process: phylloquinone biosynthetic process. NCBI's taxonomy places the organism in Eukaryota, Viridiplantae, Streptophyta, Magnoliopsida, Poales, Bromeliaceae. Gene Ontology annotation, cellular component: membrane. The transcript has 10 exons.
UCGCGAGGCUGGGUUCACCGCGUCAGCCGUAGACCGGUUACGGUUACCCUCCUCCUAUCCGAACGACUCGACUUUGUCCACCCACUAAAAAGUAGAACACGAAAGCGCCAUUGCUGAGAGUAACCUCUCACGAGCGAGAACCCUAAGGAAUCCAUGGAGUGCUUCAUAUAACACCCGACAAUGGCGUCCAUUCUCACUCCCCCAACCCCUCUUCUACUCUCUAAACCCUCUCACCCUCUCCUCUUCCCCCGUAUCCUCUCCUCUCCUCCGCUGGGAAGGGGCAGCGCCGUGGGGAGACCCCGCUCUCCCCUUCCGCUUACGAGGUGUUCGUCGAAAGGCCUCGGCGCUGCCGACGAGGAGAUCUCGAGGGCGACGCUGUUGUGGCGAGCCGCGAAGUUGCCCAUCUACUCCGUCGCCUUGGUUCCCCUCACUGUUGGCUCUGCCGCAGCUUAUCUCCAAACAGGCUUAUUCUUCGGCAAGCGCUACCUCGUGCUCUUAGCUGCAUCUGCUCUUGUCAUUACUUGGCUCAAUCUGAGCAAUGAUGUUUAUGACUUUGAUACUGGGGCAGAUAGAGACAAAAAGGAAUCAGUAGUCAACAUCAUUGGGAGAAGUCGAACAGUGACCCAAAUUGCUGCCUAUAUUUGUCUUGCGCUCGGCUUUAUGGGGAUAGUCUGGGCAUUUGCUGAAGCCAGAGACACCCGCUUCCUUUUGUUAAUAACUUAUGCAAUUAUUUGUGGUUAUGUUUAUCAGUGCCCUCCAUUCCGAUUAAGCUAUCAAGGACUCGGGGAACCAUUAUGCUUUGCUGCAUUUGGUCCCUUUGCGACUACAGCAUUCUAUUUCUCCAAUAGCAGCAAAAAUUUAUUGAGUGGAACAGGUCUUCUUCCUUUAACCAGAACAGUUCUUAGUGCAUCUGUCCUUGUUGGUUUAACAACCACCCUGAUUCUUUUCUGCAGCCAUUUUCAUCAGAUUGAUGGAGAUCUAGCUGUUGGGAAAAUGUCUCCCCUGGUGAGAAUUGGCACUGAAGCAGGCUCAAGAAUAGUGAAGUUUGGAGUAACGUCACUUUAUGUUCUCUUGCUGGUUUUUGGCUUAUCCAAAGCUCUACCAUCAACAUGUGUUUUCCUCUGUGCUCUAACUGCUCCAAUGGGAAAACUGGUUGCCGACUUUGUUGAACAAAAUCACAAUGAUAAUAUCAAGAUCUUCAUGGCUAAAUACUACUGUGUGCGGUUGCAUGCUAUAUUUGGAGCUGCAUUAGCUUUUGGGUUUUUCUUAGGUAGAAGGGGAAUAACAGGGUGACAGGUGAAAGGAUGGAACAGCUACUCAUGAAACAGAUUUAACCAUCUUCUUCUCUAUCAGCUCUUCUUCAAUUCUCGUAAGUUCUUCAACCAAUUAUCGGAUGCUUGUGGGGUUCAUCUCUUUGAUUAUACGUUUGGAGUUUUCAUGUGGGGUUCAUCUCUUUGAUUACACGUUUGGAGUUUUCAUCAUGCUUAAGAUUUGUAUAUGUAUAUGUUUUGCGACACAAAGAUUGAUCUUGUAAUUCAAGAAGCAUAACAAAGCAUAGAAAAAGUCCCUGUCGGAAAUAGCUAUCUUGUAUACAACAUAGAAGGCAUCUUCAAUACCCAAAUUUCAUCGGCUUUUUUCGGUGCAUC